ACACUUUACUACAUACUAUGUUUGGUAUGUUCACUAAUUGUCUCUCUCUUAUGUGUAGACAGUGUGAGUGUGAGGUUGGUGAAUGGCAGUAAUCCCUGUGCUGGUCGAGUGGAGGUUUAUAAUGGUGAAGGAUGGGGUUCAGUGUGUGACGCUGUCUUUGACCAGCAGGAUGCAGAGGUUGUGUGUAGAGAGCUGAACUGUGGGGCUCCUGUACAGGUGCUGGGAGCAGCUGCUUUUGGGAAAGGAAAAGGCCGUGUUUGGUCAGAGGAGAUUCAGUGCAGAGGAAGUGAAUCUCAGAUACACAUCUGUUCACGAUCAUCACAGAAGCAAAGUUGUUCCCAUGACAAUGAUGUGGGAGUGAUCUGUUCUGGUUACACUGAUCUCAGGCUGGUAAACAGUUCAGACUCUUGUUCUGGAAGAGUGGAGCUUCAGUUCCUCAAUGAGUGGGGCACAGUGUGUGAUGCAUGCUGGGAUAUGAGAGCUGCCAGUGUCCUCUGUAGACAGCUGAAUUGUGGGAUUGCUGUGUCUGUUGUGGGAUCAGACUGGUUUGGAGAGGGAAGUGGUGAAAUCUGGGCUGAUGUGUUUGAUUGUGAUGGGAAUGAAACAAAACUCUCAGAAUGUUCCAUCUCUUCAUGGAGUCGAGCUGAAUGUUCUCACAGACGAGAUGUUGGAGUCAUCUGCUCUGGUGAGCACAUUCACACCACACUGAAGUCAUGGACAAUAAAGCUCAUCUUGGGAACUGCAGCUCUCUACAAACUCUCAACUGCAGCUCCACACAACAGUUAUCGCGGGUCCAUCAGGCUGGUGGGUUCUGGGGGAGACUGUGCAGGGAGGCUGGAGGUUUUUCACAGUGGCUCAUGGGGGACAGUGUGUGAUGACUCCUGGGAUAUUAAAGAUGCCCAUGUGGUGUGCAGACAGCUGCAGUGUGGAGUGGCCCUCAGUAACCAGCAGGUACCAGCCUGGUUUGGUCCUGGUUCUGGACCCAUAUGGCUGGAUGAGGUGGAGUGUGAGGGGAAUGAGACGUCCUUGUGGAGCUGCUCUUCUCCAGGCUGGGGAAAACAUGACUGUCAACACAAGGAGGAUGUAGGAGUCGUGUGCUCAGAAUUUAAAGAGAUCAGGUUAACUGAAGGCUGUGAAGGGAAUGUGGAGGUUUUCUACAAUGGAUCCUGGGGUAAUGUGUGCUGGAACCAGAUGAACAGAGACACAGCGAGUCUGAUCUGUCAAGAGCUGAACUGUGGAAGAUCUGGUGUUUUGUCUGAUUCUACAUCAAGACUGAAAUCAGCUCCUAACUGGCUGGAUAAAGUUACAUGUCGACCACAUGAUUCUACUUUAUGGCAGUGUCCAUCUUUACCCUGGGGUCAAAACUACUGUGAUGAAGAUGAAGUGGCCAAAAUUACUUGCUCAGCGGAGGAGAGUGAAAAGUCUCCUCGGAGUCGUCUGACAUGUUCAGCAUCUCCUCACCACAGAAAGUGUUCAAGUAAGUUUCCUGAUAAUACAUUAUUUAAUGUUUCUUUGUGCAAGCCUGGAGUCUCAUCUCUGAAGAACUGCAUUCUGGGUAUGAAGAUGCUGAUGAGCUUCUCUCAGACUGUAUAUUAUGAUGAUGUCACCAACGGCAGUGGCCUAAAAGAAGAGAUGGUGAAGGAAAUCACACCGGGAUACUAUGAUGAUGUCAUCACUGUUGGACUGAAACCAGAUCACGUCAAGCUUACUGGAAACACCAGUUGUUCUGGGAGUACCCACCCAAGUACCCACCCUCAAACCUUUGUCUUUGAUGCCGGUCCCAUCAAGGUUUAUAGAGGCUCCGCUCCCUUCCAGAGAGCUUCCUUCUCCAAUGUCCCUGUUGGAUUUCCUGGACCCAUCUCCUCCGCUGGUUUCAGCCAGUCCACUGUAUUCAUCGCCCCCUCUGGGGUCUUCCAGCUUCUUGGCUCUGUCUCCGCCGCCAGCUCCGUGUGGCUUGUCGGCCUCGCCUCAGGCUUCCCUCCACCAGCUCCAUAUUGUGUCGAGUCCCCAGCUGCACUUCGGCCCUCCAGGCCCAUGUCUCCACCUUGGCCUGUCAACCCACUAACCCCCCUCCGAGUCUGCAUUCCCUCGUCUCCACCAAGGCCUGUCUUCCCUAGGACUCCUUUGGGCUCCCUCGUACAUCCGGACAAAACUCAGUCGGUCAUAGCUCAGGUUCCACCAUGGACUUCUAGGUUUCCGGCUGUGCCUCGACCCUCCACCCCUUCUGUUUCACCAGGCUCCUCCCUUCCUCUGGUUUCCCUGUCAUCCUCGCUCGCUCCAUCAUCGUCCCAGUCAGCCAAAGUCCCUGCUCUGCCUGGUAAUGCAAACCAGCUGCUCCACCUUGGGCUUCCAGGCCUGGUCCAUUAG
This is a messenger RNA of Cyprinus carpio (common carp), 2367 nucleotides long. RefSeq names its product scavenger receptor cysteine-rich type 1 protein M130-like. The transcript is spliced from 12 exons. The record is from RefSeq and is a predicted model, not a curated record. NCBI's taxonomy places the organism in Eukaryota, Metazoa, Chordata, Actinopteri, Cypriniformes, Cyprinidae. The annotation marks the transcript as partial.